Molecule: messenger RNA, 3683 nt
Organism: Copidosoma floridanum
Lineage: Eukaryota; Metazoa; Arthropoda; Insecta; Hymenoptera; Encyrtidae
Gene: SMC5
Product: structural maintenance of chromosomes 5
Biological process (GO): double-strand break repair via homologous recombination
Cellular component (GO): Smc5-Smc6 complex; nucleus
Molecular function (GO): ATP hydrolysis activity; single-stranded DNA binding
Source: RefSeq, a predicted model, not a curated record
GGCUGCAAUCUACAAACUGCGAAAUAAAAGAUUUGUACAUAGUACAUUAUCAGACUUUCCUGUCAUUUGUCUAAAAUAAUUGAAAGACUUGAAAAGGUUGGAUUUCUAAUCAAAUUGAACGACUAACGCAAAAAGGCAGUUUACUUUCUCUUAGUUAGAAAGAAUAUUUUCAACUGUCAUUGAAAUUACUAACUUUUCAUCAACUAUUCCAGUAAAUAUGUGCGUUUACCAGUGUCUUUUAUUUUGAAGUUUAUUGAAAGUGGUUUUGAAUAUUAAUAAGUAGAUAGCGUAGAAAAAAAGUUAUACGUGCGUUUAAUAUUACCUUACAAAUAAUAUACAAACACUUGAUGAGAUGAAAGAGGUAAUGGAGAAUGAAGGUGUCGAAAAAGGGGUCAUAACCAGGAUCUAUGUCAAAAACUUCGUCACUUAUGAUGAAGUAACAGUUAGACCUGGCAGAAAUCUUAACUUGAUUAUUGGUCCUAAUGGCACAGGGAAGUCCACAAUUGUCAGUGCUAUAGUUCUGGGACUGGGAGGAAGUACAAAAGUCAUUGGACGAGCCGAGCAAAUUGGUCAUUUUGUGAAGUCGGGCCAUACCAAUGCCAUCAUAGAAAUCGAUUUGCAGAAUGAUCGCAACAAAUAUGUCACAGUUAAGCGUUGCUUCGACACAAAAAACCAAUCAACAUGGAGUGUGAACAACAAAACGGUCAAUGCCAAACAGAUUUGUGACCUCAUGGAUUCUUUUAACAUUCAGAUUAAUAACCUCUGCCAGUUUUUACCUCAAGAUAAAGUACAAGAAUUUUCAAAAAUGACAGCCCCUCAACUGUUAAAAGAAACACAAAGGUCAGUAGGUGAUCCAAAGUUGUUAAAGUAUCAUGAUAAACUGAUACAACUACGAGAAAAACAAGCAGAGCUGGAAAAAGAAUUAGAAGGGAAAACCAAGCUCCUUGCCAAAGAUAAGCUAACUUAUGAUUCGUUAAAAGAUUCUGUGGGCCACAUUAACGAACAAAAACAAAUUAAAAAGAAGCUUGUAUCUUUGAAGCAGAAAAAAGCUUGGAUACAGUAUCAGAAUAGAAGAGAAGAAUUUGCAGAGGCAAAAAAAGGACGUGAUGCGGCUUUAGCAAAAAAGAAGAAAGCUGAGAAAAACGUAGAACCUGUUAAUCAAGAACUUGAAAAGAUAAAAGCAACCAUCCAAACACUUGAAAAAACUGCUAAGCAACAUCUUUCUGAGACCAAUGCAAAAAAAAGUAGAUUAUCUAAACUAUCAGAUGAUGUUGAAAACUAUGAAAGGUCUAUAAAUGAGGUUGAAUCACAAUGUGAAGAAGAAAUUAGAACAGAGCAAGAACGUGACGAGCGUAUCAAUCAAUUGAGAGAAGAUAAAAAUAAAAUGGAAAACGAUGUAUCUCAACUUCUUAACGAUAUCGGACAAUUGGAUGACAUAGUUCAAAACCUGAGUACCAUCAACGUGGAAAUCAGUGAUCAUAGAAAAACUCUUAGCGAUAAAAAAAAUUAUGAAACCUAUUACAAGGAUCAAAUAAACCACAUUGAGAGAAAAAUAAGAGCUGAUGAACAAAAUCUACAAGAAGUGUACGAUAUUGAAAACAAGAGGCUGGAUACACUGCGACAACUAAGCAGAGAUGCGUACCAAGGUGUUUUGUGGCUAAGAGAAAACAAGCAUCUUUUUUCUCAAAAAAUUCAUGAACCUAUGUUACUAAACAUCAACUUGAAAGAUCCUAGCUAUUCCAAAUUUUUUGAAAAUCUGAUAAGCCAACGAGAUUUAACUGCUUUUGUUUGUGAAGAUAAAAAUGAUAUGAAUAUGCUUCUAAAGUAUCUUCGUACACAGCAGAAAUUAAAAAUUAAUGCUGUUCACUCAGAUCCCAACAAAGAAGUUAAUGACGCACCUAGGGUACCUUUAGAAAAUAUUAAACAAUUUGGAUUUCAUCACUAUCUUGUAUCUCUCAUUGAAGCACCACAGACUGUCAUGAACUACUUGAUAACUAUGUACAAAUUGAACGAAAUCCCAAUUGGUAGUGACCAGGUUGCAUCGCAAUUAGACCGCAUUCCUGACUCUAUUAUCCGAUUUUUCAGCAACAGCAACUUCUACAGUAUUAGUCGUUCAAAGUAUACUGGAGAAAAAAGUACUAGGCAAGCAGGUCUUUCAUCCAGAAAUAUUUUAGCCAUUACUAUUGAUCAUAGCAAAAUACAACGCAUUCAAGAGGAAAUAAACUCAUCUAAAGAGAAAGUCAGUGCACUAGCUGUUGAACUAAAAAAAUGUCAAGAGGAAGUUGUUGCUGUAAAUAGAAAAAUUGAAAGUCUUAAAGGCAACCGUAAUAAGUUGCAAACUAACAAGUCAAAAAUCGAUAAUAUUUACGUCAGAAUGAAACUUAUAGAUGAAUCAAUUAAUAAAGAACAGAAGAAUAGGAAAAAGAUAGAUGACAUUCGUUUGGAAUUUAAAAAGAAAAUUCAAAAUAUUAUCAAACAACAACUCAACUGCUACAAGUCGUACACUAAUAUGCAAGAUGAGUGUAACAAAAGUUCAAUCAUAGAUGAGGAAAUAAAGCUUCAAAUCAAGCUAAAGAAGAAUGAGCAUGCCAUUGCAGAAAAUAAUGCUCACGAUUUACGAGCAGAAUUGAACGAGGCGGAGAGAAACUAUAGAGCCCUCGAUAACGAGUUGACUCCAUUAAAAACGGAAACAAAGAAUUUGUACGACACGGCUAAAGAAUUGACGGAAGGUCUGUGUUAUGAUGAUCCUGAAUUUUCUCGUUACAAAGCUAUUUUUGCAAAGUUACCAGCUUCCAUCGAAGAAAUCAUUUCGGAAAUCCAACGGACUCAGGCAAAGAUUUUUAGUCUCAAAACAGAUCAAUCAGAAACUGCUAGAAUUUUACGUCAAUUCAAUGAUGUAAAGAAAAAUAUAGAUACCUUAGAAGGAGUCAUAAAAGAAAAAGAUGCUGAAUUAACAAAAGUUACUGAAGAGAUUAGCAGGACAAAAAAUGAAUGGUAUCCGUCACUUUCAGCUCUUGUCGACAAAAUCAACAAUAACUUUAGUAACUACUUUUCCAAAAUGAAGUGUGCUGGAGAAGUUUCGUUAUGUCAUGGUGAUAAUCCCAUGAAUUUUAAAGAGUAUGGGCUACAGAUCAGAGUCAAGUUUCGAGAUGCAGACGAGUUGCAAGUACUCACUCGUAAUCAUCAGAGCGGAGGUGAACGAGCUGUUACUACUGCUGUUUACAUGAUAUCUUUGCAAGAAUUAACACGUGUGCCUUUUCGUUGUGUUGAUGAGAUUAAUCAGGGCAUGGAUGCCACAAAUGAAAGAAGAGUUUUUGAACUCAUAGUAAAUAUAACGAGUAAAUCAAACAGUUCUCAAUAUUUUUUGUUGACUCCCAAGCUGUUACCGAAUUUGAAGUACAACGAAACUAUCACAGUUUUAACUGUGCUUAACGGAAAACAUAUGAUACCUUGUUCGAAGUUUGAUAUUAAUAAUGAUUGCGAAAAAAUCGUCAAUACAAUAAUCAAUCGAAGAAAUGGCGUUUGAAUAAAAUUUACUAUCGUUUUUUUGCGUUAAUGUUUACCAAUAAGCUAUUUAUUAAACUUUAAAUGUCAAAGUGUUUCGUUAAAGAUUUCAAAGUAAUAUCAAAUUACUAAAACUUCGUUCCUCUUAAGUAUUUUUGUAUUUUUCAAUCACAGCUUUA